AUGGCGACGCAGCACGGUUCCGUCCAUGCCGAAAUAUCCCAUGAGCGGGGGAUGGGCGAAGAAACAAUGAUGGCCUUCAUCCACAAGUAUCUGAACAGUAUUCUGCAGCCGUUUGCUGACAGCGUCGACGAAUUGAAUGGUGCAGUGACCCAGUUAACGGCUGAUGUCGAGACCUUUGCCGGUCACGAGAAACAGCUUCAGGACCACGCACAAACACUGAAGGUGAUGCAGGCAGAGAUGAAGGCUGCCAAGGUGAGCAUGCUCGAGGUCAAGGAAAACCAACAGAAACAGUUUGCUGACGUCGACUCGCAGCUUUGUGCGGGCAAGAAGGAGGCGAAGAAGGUUAAAGAGGAUCUCUUCGAGCUGGAUCGCCGCCAUCGCGAAAGUCAUUCCAUGAUGCUCGAUGUGAAGCGGAUAAACGCCGCGGCCGACCUGGAAGUACGGAAACUGGCUGUCGAGGUGAAUAAUGUCGGUGACGUCGUCAUGGAGCGGGUGACUGGUCAGCUGGACCCUUUGAGGGCAGAAGUGGCGAGAGUUGUGCAGGGCAGUUCCCGGACAGAGGAGUCGUGCCGAAAGUCUGAAGAGCGGGUCCAGAAGCAAGGGGAAAGAUUAGAGACCUUCUUGGAAAAUCAUGGCUUGCAAAGACGUCAAGAGGAGCUGAGGGUCAAAGCAAUCCUCAAGUCGAUUUCGGACUUGGAUCACAAGCUGGGCCAGACCAAUGCGAAUCUCAAGCAGCAGGUCCUUCGUGCAAAAGAUACGGACGAGGAGCUCGCCACUUUGGCGCGCCGUCACGAUCAAACGAUGAGGAUGCAGGUUGUACAGGAGAGGCAGCAACAAGAGAGUAACGACCGCCAAGCGGUUUUCACAGGGAGGCUGGAUGGGCUUAGGGCCGACAUCCAAAACGUGAUGGAAAGCCUCGGCUUGACGGAAGGAGCGGCGAACUUGGUUUUGACGGUGGAGAAGUUGAAGGAAGCCUCGAGCGCGCAUGGCAAAAGCUUGGACGAGCUCCACGCUCUCUGCCGCGAUUAUGGUUCCGACAUUGUCACACUGCAAGAACGGGCGGAUCUUCUGCUGAAGGCCGAUGCCGUCCUUGAAGAAGAAGACAAGCGCAUCGAAGAGACUCUUGCAAAGCGCCUCCAGGAGCUGCAUGAAGAUUUUUGCCGGAACGAGGAGCGGGACCAAGACCAACUCAAGCAAGAGGCUGACACGAGGGCCCGGCAGCACGAGGAGUGCAUGAAGCGCAUUCGAUCGCAGGAAGAGGAGAGUGCCAAGCUGAGUGACAGUUUGAAGCCGCUGGAAGCCGGUCUAGAGAUGUGCAAGAGUAAAGUUCAAGUACUGGAAGGCAAGAUGGCUACGGCUGAGGAACAGGUGGGUGGUUUGAGCGGAACCAUGGAUCAGACACAGGAGUAUUGGAAGGGCCUGACAAGAGGAAUCCAGGAAACGUACCGAAAGGUUACACUGAGUGAAAGACAGCCAUUAAGGACCCCUCGCUCCGCAAAUGGAGAGAGCCAGCUGCCCUCAAGGGGAAGUGGUUCUGGGCAUGCACUUCCAGCUCUGACGAAGACCGUCUAG
Molecule: messenger RNA, 1572 nt
Organism: Symbiodinium necroappetens
Lineage: Eukaryota; Dinophyceae; Suessiales; Symbiodiniaceae
Source: the annotation of a GenBank genome assembly